This is a messenger RNA of Carassius gibelio (silver crucian carp), 1093 nucleotides long. It is a transcript of the gene orai1b, whose product is annotated as ORAI calcium release-activated calcium modulator 1b. Gene Ontology annotation, molecular function: store-operated calcium channel activity. The transcript is spliced from 2 exons. Bases 161 to 829 code for a protein of 222 amino acids. Gene Ontology annotation, biological process: store-operated calcium entry. NCBI's taxonomy places the organism in Eukaryota, Metazoa, Chordata, Actinopteri, Cypriniformes, Cyprinidae. The record is from RefSeq and is a predicted model, not a curated record. Gene Ontology annotation, cellular component: membrane.
CGAAGGCUUGUGGGUAAUGCCUUCAGGAUGCAUCCAGUUUCACUUGAACAAGCCAGCUGACUGUCUCGUUCAGGCGUAGCGCUGGAGAUUCACCAUUAACCCAGCGCAAUGCUUCAGUUCAGCUGAAUCUCUCGGAUAGUUUCUCAGAACCUCUGCUCAGAUGAACAUGAGUCGGAACGAGCAUUCGCUGCAGGCUCUGUCCUGGAGAAAGCUUUACCUGAGCAGAGCCAAACUCAAAGCGUCCAGUCGCACGUCUGCUCUUUUAUCCGGUUUCGCAAUGGUGGCCAUGGUGGAAGUACAGCUGGACACCAAUCACGACUAUCCACCAGGACUGCUGAUCACUUUCAGUGCUUGCACCACUGUGUUAGUGGCUGUCCACCUGUUUGCCCUCAUGGUGAGCACCUGCAUUCUCCCCAACAUCGAAGCGGUCAGCAACGUGCACAACCUCAACUCUGUGAAGGAGUCUCCUCACGAGAGAAUGCAUCGCCACAUCGAGCUGGCCUGGGCUUUUUCCACAGUAAUUGGAACAUUGCUCUUCCUGGCCGAGGUGGUCCUGCUGUGCUGGGUCAAGUUUUUACCCAUUAAGCCGAAGGACCAGAAAAACGGUACUAUAUCUGCUGGGGUGGCCGCUGCGAUCACGUCUACCUCCAUCAUGGUCCCUUUUGGCUUGGUUUUUAUCGUCUUUGCUGUGCAUUUCUACCGCUCACUGGUCAGCCACAAGACCGACAGGCAGUUUCGAGAGUUAGAAGAGUUGGAGGACUUACAGAAUGAAUUGGACAAUCGAGGGGAGUUGUCUACGUUAAAGUCUCCCAGUUCUCUUUACCCCUAGUUUUGAGUUUGGGAAAGAGCUUCUGUUAAUGUUCUAGCUUUGUCAUGUAUUGAAACACAUCGUAUUUUUGACCAUUCGUAUUGAUCUAUUUGUUUGCAUGUCGUCACCAAAACAUCCAGUUUUAUGUGUUGAGGAUUUGUCCACUGUUUCUGCUGGAUUUACUAAUAUCAGGCUGUUUUAAAUGUGAAAGCAUGCACAGCAUGUUUUAUGGAUGUUUUCUUUGUCUUUUUAGAAAUGAACAUUUUCUGAAACUGUACUCACCCU